AGCGAGAGAGGGCGCGGAAAGCGGCACCUUCUCGCUCCGCCCUCCUCACCCCGGGGUGGCUCCAACUGCAGCAACGGCAGGCGGGGGGAGGAGGCAGAGAGGGCGACGUCUGCACAGCCACAGGUCCCGCGCGAGCGAGGGUGAGCGCGCGUGCCCGGAGCUCGCGGGGGCUGAGCGCGCCUCCCGGCGCUCGCCAGGCCGGCCGGGAACCGGUGGGGGCGCGGCCGUCCGGCGGCAGGCAGGGCGCCUGCCCGGGCGCUGGGCGGGGCUCGGGGCGGAGCUAGGGGGCCUCCGCCGGCUGGAAUUUGAAUGCCGUUCUGGAGGGGGAGAAGAGAAGGGAGGGGUUCGGUUUCCUUGGAGGUGGAACCCUGCGACGGGAGAGGCUGCCCAGGCAACCCAGCACCCUUUCCCUGCCCGCUUUCGGGGGCGUACUUGUGAGUCGGCCAGCAUAAGCAGCCCCAGCAAGUCCGACCUGGGAGGAGAGGCAUCCCUUCAUUGGAAGAUACUUCCUUAGUAGAUUACAUUUCUUUGCUCUAACAAAAAGUGUCACUGAGUUCUAAUGGCUGGAAACAAAGGAAGAGGACGUGCUUCUUUUACCUUUAACAUUGAAGCUAUUGGUUUUGCUAGAGGUGAAAAGUUACCUGAUGUGGUAUUGAAACCUCCACCACUAUAUCCUGACACAGAUUACAAGCCAGUGCCGUUAAAAGCAGAUGAAGCAGAAGAAUACAUGUUGGCCUUAAAACAGGAGUUUAGAGCAACCAUGAAAAGAACACCUUAUUUUAUGGAUACAGAAGAAGAGAAGCAAGAAAUUGAAAGAUACAGUAAAAGAUAUCUGAAAAGCUACAAAGAUGACGAUUUGGAAUGGGUACCAGACUGGAGAAGACUUCCAAGAGAGAUGAUGCCAAGAAAAAAGCUGACAAAAGGCCCCAAACGCCAAAGGACAAAAGGGACAGCCAAAGUUCCUGCUACGCUCAUGAGUACUGUGGAUGUAUUGAAAAAAAUUGAGGACUUGGAAAAGAAAGGUGAUGAAGAAAAAUCAGAUGAGGAAACUGAUGAAAAAGAAGGAGGUAAAGGGAAAAGGAAAGAUGAUGAUGAUGAAGAAGAUGAAGCAGCUGAUGAACAAGAAGAGUAUGAUGAAGAAGAGCAGGAAGAGGAAAAUGAUUACAUCAAUUCUUACUUUGAAGAUGGAGAUGAUUUUGGUGCAGAAAGUGAUGACAACAUGGACGAAGCAACAUACUAGUGAUAAUCACUUGUUUUUGUUUCUUAUAUGGCCUCUGAAUACUUAAACAAACUUAUUACCUCUUUUAUUUCUGAUGAGAAAUGAGUAAGUAUGGUAUUCUUGUUCACUAUCCUGUGAGCAUUUAUUACUUAAAAAUUCCAAAGUCACUUUGAGUUUACAUAUUUGUUACAGUUUACAUGUUAGUUUGCAGGGCUUUCCUGUAAAUUGCCUUUGUCUCAGCAAUUGCAAAAUUCAUCUGAUUAUGGUUAUUUUAAUUUGAAUGUGCCUAAAGCCUACAAAUUAAUACUUGAAUCAAGCUGCUCUUGUUUUUAACUGCUGGUUUUUUGAAGAAUUUAUUGGUCUUCAUAAUGGAUUUCUUUAUCCUGGAAACUAAUUUUACAUUGCACAUGGAGCACUUUAAAAACAAAGAAACUUGAAAGUUGUUGGUAUUUUUGACAUCUUCCAAAUUAGUUUUAAAGCUACACUGAAUUUUGUACAAAGAAGCAAGUGAAAGUUUGAAUUUUUUAAGUUUCCAUCUUCAAUCAUUAGAAGGUCACUCUCAGAUGAAAUGAAAGAACCCUGAAUGACACAAAGAUAGUAGGGAACUGCUUUCUACAUGAUAUUACAGGAGAUGUCUGAGGCUAAUAGUCAUUUUAUAAUUCUCAUCCAUGAACAGUUGAAUUUGGGGGGGGGAAAUCAGGUUAUUUUAAGAAAUAAUAUUUAGUAUUAUAAUAUGUAAGAAUGUAAGAGGAUAACUCCAUAAGCUUAAUUCAUAUAUAAUAAUGCAUUUUAAUGUGGACAGGUAAAGCCCCUUGCAAGUGUUGGUUCUCUAAAAGAGAGUACUGUACAGUGCAUAGAAGCUAUAGAAUUAAAAUUCUAUUUGUUUACAUAAUGAUAUUGAAUAAAGCUCAGGAUAUCUUGAAAAUAAAACUUACCUUUUUUUUAGUAGAGUAGUAAAACCACCCAUUCUGCCUUUUUUUAAAAACCGUUUUUUGGGAAAAAAAAUUUUUUUUUGAAACUUCUAGAAUCUGAAGACGUUAUUGUCCUCUAAAGACAGUAAUGUUUAGUAAUGUUUUUUCACCUUCAGAAUAAUCUGUGAAAAGUAUUACUGGAGUAAUAAAAGAAGGUAUUUUAGAGUCUAUCUCUCUGACCAGAUUCAGUAACACCUAAAGUCUUAUUUUUAAAAGCCUGUUAUAAAAAUCUUUUCCACUCAUAAAUUCUCAUAAACAUUAAUGUCUUAGUUCAGCAACAACUUUUGACAGUUGAGGUCUUCAUUCCUAAAGACCAUGGUAUUUCUCUUUAAAAAUAAAAACCAAAAAAAAAAAAAAAACAAAAAAAAAACCCUGAAUCUUCUCUUCUUUACCCCAUCCUUAUCCAUCACUCUCUAUUUCUAUCAUUAUUACCCAACUUACUAUUCUAGGAUUGAUGACUCAGAUUCCAUUUCUACCUGAAUUAUUUGAUCCACUUAGAGAUACUGGUUAGUUCAAUUAAACUAUUUUCUGUCUUAGUAUGUACAUUAGUAAAAUAGGAAAAAGCUCCUAGGGAUCAAUCAACAAACAUUUAUUAAGUGCCUGCUUUGUACCAGGUGCCGAUCAUACUAAGGCAGAAAUGAACUGGUCCCUGCUCUCCAAAAGCUCACAUUCAAUAGGAAGGUUUCUACUCAAAUCAUAGGAUCUAGAACUAAAGCUGAAAAGGAAUUUGGAGGGCACUAUCUAAUUCAGUCUCUUCAUUUUGCAGAUGAGGACUCUAAGUACCAGGGAAUUGAAUGUCUUUGCCCAAUGUCCCCAGGGACUGUAAACAAAGAAGAUGGGGUUUGAAUUAAAAUCCUUUUACCCUAGAAUUCCCAUUCCAUUGCACCAAGUAUCUUUUAGAGACCUUUUUAAGAAAAAUUGCAAUUUUAUGAUCUCUACCAAUAAAAAUAGAAUACUAUAGGAAAUAAAAUCACUUAAUUUUCUGUCAUCUUUUAAAGGUCAAAUGAUGUCUUUGAAAAAAGUUAUAUUUUCCUCCUCAUAAAUAUGUUUUCAUUCUAAUGUAUUUUUCACUCAAUGUGUUUUCAUUCUAAGUAAGAUCUUCCCUUCUUUCUGACUGAAGAAAUUUAGAGACAAGUCUACCUGCAUUUUUUUGAGGAUUUAGAAAUUCCUUCCUCAGGAAAUAGAAUGCUAGUUACCUGAGUAGUAUCUUUGAUGUGGAAAUAAUGGCUAUUGUUAAUAAGAUAUGGUGAUUACCAGCUAAUCACUUCAAGUUUAAAGGAUUUUAAGGAAAUGGAAAAUAAAAGUAAUUAUUUCAAAUUCAAGUCCCCCUUUUUCCCACGUAAGUAGAAAGUCUUUCUGCAAGCUGCAGUUGACUACUUUUGAAAUUGGAUUAUUUCUGACUUUGUUUUUAAGACCUGAGUUAAAACUGUGUGAUGAUUGAAGAAACUGGGGAUGUUUAACCUAGAGAAAACUUAAGCCAUGGUAGCUGUCUUCAAGACUUGGAAGGGAUGUCACUUUUAGAGACGUUAUACUUGUCCUUGUUGAGGAGUGGUUAAGUAAUUUGAAAAUCUUCCUAAUGAUUUGAGCUAUCCAAAAAUUAAAUAGGCUGUCUCCAAAGAAUAGACUGACCCAAUUACAGGUCUUCUAGAAGAGACUGGGUGAUCACUUACUGAUCUGUUGGGGAUAUUUGUUUAGAUCUGAGUUGAGCUAGAUGAUUUCUAAAUUUCCUCCCAAUUCUGAGAUUAUGAUUUUAAUAAAAAGGGAUAGAGGUUUAAUUUGUGAUUUCAUUAUUAUAAGGAACUGUUGGGUGAAAAAAUUACUCAACUCUAACCCAAAAGGUUGGGGGUCGCAGAAGGGCGUCAUGAGGUGGCUCAAAAGAAUUUGCAGGUUUGAACCCAUAUCCAUGACAAGAGAUAAAGUUUGUUGUUCCACCAAUUGAAACUGAGCAAAAUUCCAAAUUAAUUUAGGUAGAACCUGAAGCAAGGAGACACAUUUAUCUAGAUCUUAUUAUUGAUAUGCUCAUUUUAUGGUGAGGUAGAACUUAGGAGUGGGCUCAGGAAUUUGGUGAUUUAUCACUGACCAACAGACCUAGGACUAUUCCUAAAGCCAGAAGACUU
Messenger RNA from Sarcophilus harrisii (Tasmanian devil), 4307 nucleotides. It is a transcript of the gene POLR3G, whose product is annotated as RNA polymerase III subunit G. The transcript is spliced from 9 exons. Gene Ontology annotation, biological process: cell population proliferation; transcription by RNA polymerase III. The record is from RefSeq and is a predicted model, not a curated record. The coding region runs from base 560 to 1240 and encodes 226 amino acids. Gene Ontology annotation, cellular component: RNA polymerase III complex. Lineage: Eukaryota; Metazoa; Chordata; Mammalia; Dasyuromorphia; Dasyuridae.